AUGCCCAAGCCCGGGGGCAGUGGAGGGGUGCCACCUGGGGGUCGAGACGGCAGCGGGAUAUGUCGGAGCAGUAGCAUCAGCAGUGGGUCUGGAGGCAAGAUAAUGUCCCUAUCAUCAAUGAGUGAAAGUGUGCAAAGUGGCCUAAGCUGCUUCUUGUCAGAGCAAGCACUCGAGCAGGAGGAGAAGCAGCAGCGCAGUAGCCAGUUAGCCGAGUUUCAGCGUCUGAGAGAGGUUCGUGCAGCUGCUCAGCUCAAAAAUCUGGAGGAUUUCCUCAGGAUGAACCAUGUUUCACUCAGGGACACCAUGUCUUAUUCCACUGGCAUGAUGUAUAGAAAUCUGGGAAAAUCUGGGCUGAGGGUGUCCUGUCUUGGAUUAGGCACGUGGGUUACCUUUGGAGGCCAGAUAACGGAUGAGGUGGCUGAGGAGCUGAUGACUCUGGCAUAUGAGAAUGGGAUCAAUCUGUUCGACACGGCAGAGGUGUAUAAUGCUGGAAAGGCCGAAGGUGUCUUGGGAAGCAUCAUAAAGAAGAAAGGAUGGAGGCGUUCCAGUUUAGUCAUCACCACCAAAAUCUUCUGGGGCGGAAAAGCAGAAAUGGAAAGAGGACUUUCUAGAAAACAUAUAAUCGAAGGUCUCAGGGCAUCGCUGGAGAGACUUCAGCUGGAGUACAUAGACGUGGUGUUCGCGAAUCGCCCGGAUCCUAACACACCUAUAGAAGAGACGGUGAGGGCAAUGACCCAUGUGAUCAACCAGGGGAUGGCCAUGUACUGGGGCACAUCACGAUGGACCUCCAUGGAAAUCAUGGAGGCAUAUUCAGUGGCUCGACAGUUCAACCAGAUUCCACCCAUCUGUGAACAGGCAGAGUAUCACAUGUUCCAGAGGGAGAAGGUGGAGAUUCAACUCCCUGAACUCUACCACAAGAUAGGAAUUGGAGCGAUGACAUGGUCUCCACUGGCCUGUGGGAUCCUCUCAGGGAAGUACAACGGUGGGAUCCCCUCUUAUUCACGCGCCUCGCUGAAGGGUUAUCAGUGGCUGAAGGACAAGAUCCUGAGUGAGGAGGGCCACCGGCAGCAGGUGAAGCUUAAAGAGUUGCAGGCAGUUGCUGAGCGACUAGGCUGCACUCUGCCCCAGCUGGCUAUUGCGUGGUGCCUGAGGAACGAGGGCGUGAACUCUGUCCUGCUGGGAGCCUCCAGGACCGAGCAGCUGAUGGACAAUAUCAGAGCAAUACAGGUUCUUCCGAAGUUAUCACUGUCCAUGAUAUCUGAGGUGGAUAGUCUCUUGGGAAACAAACCCUACAGUAAAAAGGACUUCAGAUCCUAGAAGCUUCAGAACACAUGAACUGUCAUGCGAUCCUACGAGUGAGAGACAUGAGCAAUAAAUGGACAUUUAUGAGAGUGAUUAACAAGCCAAAAAAAAUGUGCCAUUACUCACUAAGUCAAUGCACUGUCAGUAUACUUCCUUGUUCACAGUUGCACUUAUCACCACUUAAUAAUAUGAAGUUCUACAUAUGCAGUACACUUUCUAGUUGUCUGAACACUUAAAGGGAACGUCAAGCAGAGCCACUAAAGAAGCACUAAACUUAACUUAUUGUUCAGUAACAUGCAGCUUUUUCAUUGUCUACAGAUUGUUGCAUCAGGAUGUCUCAAGUUAGACUCAUGCUGCACAAUCUACUGAACACUAAACAUUAUGGCGUGAUGCAUUAACCCUUUAGGGUGAACCAAACACUGAAAGACUGCAGAACCCCCCUAGAGUAUUGGGAAAGACAGAAAAAUGUAUAUCCUGUCGUGGCAAUUUUGACAACUGCACUAAGUUAAUGGGUGAGCUGGCCAAACACAAAGCACUCAAUACUCUGUUCAGCAAGUUUUAUUAGCACAUUCGUAUUCCAUACAUCGCACAAUUCCGAAUGGCUAUUUUAUAAUACAACAAAGUCCCAUACACCGCUCGACUUAUGACUGUUGCACUUUUCAGCAUUGGCUUUUCAGCAAGACUCAAUGCGGCCCUAUCUUCCUGCCCUAAACAUCACAUCAGGACAGAGCCCACUGGUCAACAUGUUCCCCUCUCUCAUGGUGUUAUCAUUGUUAAGUUCACAGAGUCAGUUCCCACAAUUCCUUGUGUCUUGAAUAUCAAGUAGGUCGCCGCCUACCUCAUGUCCCACCAUGCAGGAAACACCAAAUUUCCUUCACAAUCACAACUUGUAUAAAUUUGCUGUUGCUUUUCUCUGUGACCCAGCUUCAUCUGUGGUGGUGAAAGGGGAUUUUCUAAAGCAGGUGAAAUCAUCUAAAAAUAAUAAUAAAUAUAAUAAUAAUAAAUAUAUAUAAUAAAAAUAAAUAAAAUCUUGUCCCUAUUUUAUGUGUAACAUGUCCCUAGUAACACAUUCAUAUCACAACCCUCUCCACAAUUUGUUUCAAUUUUCCCCUCUGUCCCUGCCAUCAUUCUAUCAGAGAAACAGACACGUUAUUAAUGAGAAUAUUAUUUGUUUACUGGCAUUAUCAUUUAAGCACAGUUUUACUUUAUUAUCCACUUGAUGGAGCAGUAGAGCAAAUGAAGCACCACUAAGCUUUGGCUUCUCUACUGCUACUAUGAUCCUCAACAGGCAUCAUGGUUGGCUCCAGACUGUUGCUGCGCCUGCUGCUAGAAACCCACUUCUAUUAUAUCAUCAGUUAUAUUCUAAUUUAUUAUUAGGGCCACGGGGCUGGUCCCAUCCAGCAAUAGCUGUAGGGACCAGUGCUGCACUACUGUUAUACUGUGGAUUUCUUCUUCUUCCUCUUCCGGACGCAAUUUUGCAAUUUCACAAUUUCACUAUUUUGCUACUAGUCCUACAACUUGAAGAGUUGCAGGACAAAUUAUAUAUCAAAACAUGCGGUUUGAUCAGGAUUGGUGUGCUAUUACUUUUCUCUACAGAAUACGAAUUUUGCAUUGAAGUGAAUGGGACGGCCGAAAAAAAAAUUGCGAAAAAGAACAAUAAUUGGAGAUUUUCAAACGUCUACUUCUCCAGCAUAAUUUCAUCUAGAGACUCCAUUUAAACUUUAAACAGUAGACACAAGUCUUGUGUAUCGUUGUAUAAAUCCACGUUUCGAUAGGUCAUAGAGUUUUUUAUAAAUCCCAAUUCAAUGACCAUGAUCAUUUUUGGAGAAAUUCUGAGAUUAUAAUGGGUGUGUAUUGCACGGAAUGUUCGUGUCAGUGUGUGACAUCAUCGGCAGAGUGUAAAGGGAGAGAAAAAACUGUCAAAAACUAAAUUUGAAAACUGCGCUCCAGGCCGCAAAUUCCACUCUACAGAAAUAAUUUUUACAUAGAAACAUAGGAAAAUUAGUCUUCUCCCUCACAAUCCUCUGGUAAAGCUGUCAGAAUUAUAGUUUGGCCGUAGGAUGCACAAAUGAUCCACCAACACGCACCAACAGCCUCAUUGGCUCCCAUAUAAACGCAGGAAGAUUUCUGAAAAGGGGAGAUGGAACAGUUUUUUUAGAUCGCUCUAACAAAGCUAUUUUUUCAUUUUUCUGAAAAAAAAACAACAUAUGUAGACGUUCAGGAAUAACUCAGGACGCUUAAAGUGAAGUCGGAUCAAUGAUAGGCUUUAUCGUUUUGCCAAAAAUGCUUUCUGUUCGAGGCCAGAAAUUCUAGUCUGUCCACCUCUGCUGUCACUGAGCUGGAGCAGGUGUCAGUUAAUUCUGUUGAUUGCUUUGAUCUGAUUGCCUUU
This is a messenger RNA of Centropristis striata (black sea bass), 3691 nucleotides long. RefSeq names its product voltage-gated potassium channel subunit beta-2-like. The record is from RefSeq and is a predicted model, not a curated record. Gene Ontology annotation, molecular function: voltage-gated potassium channel activity; transmembrane transporter binding; potassium channel regulator activity. The transcript is spliced from 14 exons. Lineage: Eukaryota; Metazoa; Chordata; Actinopteri; Perciformes; Serranidae. Gene Ontology annotation, biological process: regulation of action potential; potassium ion transport; regulation of potassium ion transmembrane transport. Gene Ontology annotation, cellular component: extrinsic component of cytoplasmic side of plasma membrane; juxtaparanode region of axon; membrane. Bases 1 to 1317 code for a protein of 438 amino acids.